Molecule: messenger RNA, 1014 nt
Organism: Eucalyptus grandis
Lineage: Eukaryota; Viridiplantae; Streptophyta; Magnoliopsida; Myrtales; Myrtaceae
Exons: 1
Coding region: 1-1014 (337 amino acids)
Source: RefSeq, a predicted model, not a curated record
AUGAGUACCGACUCUGAGACACUUGCCUCGCUUCGUAGGAGUCGCAAAGGCAAGCGGGUCGCUACCCCUGAGGCUAGAGACAUGCCUCAAGCUUCUCGAGGUGCGUCUUUGAGAAUGAGACUUGAGGACCACUAUGAUAGGAGUCCUGACUUGCGUGAAGUCAGAGAAGAAGAUCAAGAGCCAACCCGUUCAACUGAAUUUGAACAAGCAAUGAUCCAUUGGUAUCGCCAAGCAAAGGAAUUAACUGGAGAUGGAACGACGAGUUCAGGCACUUUUGCCCAUUUUAGAAAGGCGAAACCACCCACUUUUGAUGGGAAAGGUGAUCCUCUUGCGACUGAGCGUUGGAUUAAAAAGAUUGAUGGGAUCUUUGAAGCUGAAGAAGUUCCCGAGGAUCGAAAAGUUAAAUUUGCCACCCAAUACCUGGAAGGUGAAGCAGAGUUUUGGUGGGAUGGAAUGAAGCCAAGUCUUGGAGGUAGGGAUGUUAUUAUAUCCUGGGAGGACUUUAAAAAGGUGUUCAAUGCUCAAUUCUUCCCAAAGUCAUUCCAGGCAAAGAUGAAGGGUGACUUUGUACAUGUAUCUCAAGGUGACUCCACUGUUUUGGAGUAUUCAAUCCGCUUUAAUCAGUUGAGUAGAUUUGCAGAGCACUUGGUAGCAAAUGAAGAAGAUAAGGCCGACCAUUUCCUAGGAGGGCUCCGACCUGAAAUUAAUUCUGCAUUUGCACCUUUCGUAUUAACAACUUAUAAAGAUGUGCUAGAACGAGCAAUCAAGGUGGAACAAAGCAUUCUGAAGCACGGCACACAAGGAACGCCUCAACCCAAAAGGUUUAAGCCCACAAAUGUGCAAGGUAGCCAUACUGAUGAUAGUGGAAGGCGAAGAGGCUUCAGCCGGCCAGGACAGUUCAAAAAUCCAAGUAACCAAGGCCCUUGUAAUACAUGUGGAAAUUAUCAUUACGGUGAGUGUUAUCGGAAAAUGGGAGUAUGCUUCUCAUGUGGGAAAGCGGGACACAUGCUGUGA